GGGAAGGAAACAAAGCAGGCUAGUAUGUACAGCUUCAUGGGAGGUGGUUUGUUCUGCGCCGGGGUGGGCAACAUCCUCCUCAUCGUCUCCACAGCAACCGACUAUUGGAUGCAAUACCGCCACUCCAGCAACUACAUGCACCAAGGCCUGUGGCGCUACUGUGUGCCUGGCAAGUGCAUGACACACACCGACAGCAUUGCUUACUGGGACGCCACGCGGGCCUUCAUGAUCUUGUCGCUGUUGGCGUGCUUUAUCGGCAUCGUGAUCGGCGUCAUGGCCUUCAUCCACUACUCCUCUUUUGACGGCUUUGAUAAGACCUUCGCCGCUGGCAUCCUCUUCUUCAUCUCCUGUUUCUUCGUACUGCUGGCCAUGGCGGUGUACACGGGCGUGACGGUCAACUACUACGGCAAACGCUAUGGGAGCUGGCGCUUCUCUUGGUCUUACAUCAUGGGCUGGGUGGCCGUGGUGCUCACCUUCUUCUCAGGAAUCUUCUACAUGUGCGCUUACCGCAUGCACGAAUGCCCACGGAACUCAAACUCGCGCUGA
Nerophis lumbriciformis (worm pipefish) is the source of this 546-nucleotide messenger RNA. The record is from RefSeq and is a predicted model, not a curated record. NCBI's taxonomy places the organism in Eukaryota, Metazoa, Chordata, Actinopteri, Syngnathiformes, Syngnathidae.